This is a messenger RNA of Bolinopsis microptera, 5201 nucleotides long. RefSeq lists its product as uncharacterized. The record is from RefSeq and is a predicted model, not a curated record. NCBI's taxonomy places the organism in Eukaryota, Metazoa, Ctenophora, Tentaculata, Lobata, Bolinopsidae. Gene Ontology annotation, molecular function: zinc ion binding; nucleic acid binding. Bases 113 to 4648 code for a protein of 1511 amino acids. Gene Ontology annotation, biological process: DNA integration. The transcript has 2 exons.
UUAUUUAGGACAGGAUGUCAAGUUUCGUUUCCACCUAGUGAUUGUUAUAACUGUCAUUUGGUCGUUUUAUUGCAUUAAACAUUGGUAGCAGUGUGCAAUAUACGAAACGACGAUGACGAGGAAAGCCAACACACCUAAGUUCUGUGGUGAGAACUAUAAGCAAUACAAGAAACUCGUCCAACUGUGGGAGAAAGUCACCGACAUCUCAGAAGAUGAUAGAGGAGCCGCCCUUGUUCUUAACAUGUCCGGAAGUGCCUUAGACAUUGCAUUGGCAAUUGAUAGCACCAAAACAAAGGUUAGCGACCUGAUCGCCAUUCUUGACGGAGUGUAUGUUGAAGAGAACAAUCUAUCGUUGAAAUUCGAUGAAUUUGAUCAGAUGAAGAGGGAAAAAGACAAGAAUAUAAAGGAAUUCAUCCAUGUGUAUGAGCAAAAGCUCAAUGAGCUGAAGGCCGAGAAACUUGUACUCCCUGAUCUCGUUGUGGCGAAUAAGCUUUUAACAGCAGCUAACCUAUCCCCUAAUCGGUACCUUCUGGCUAAAUCGACAUGUCAGACUAUGUCCCUUGCAGAAGCAAAAGCUGCCUUAUUAAGAGUAUCUGAUAACGGGCCAAGCCAAGCUCAAGCAACCAAUAACCUCAUCAAGGUAAAGCAAGAAGUUCUGGAAAGUGAUGAUGCAAUUUUCUAUAAUGGAGAGAAUAGUAGUUAUGAAGAAGAUGAGAUUUAUUUUCAAAGUGGGAACCGCUUUAGGCGCAAUCCUUAUAAUAACAAAAACCAGGGAAAUAAAAGACCUCAGUGUUAUGGCUGCGGUGAUACAUCCCAUUGGCUAAGAGACUGCCCAAAGAACAAACAAAGGUAUCAGAACUCCAACAGAAAUGAUGUUAACAGACAGUGUUACGGGUGUGGAGACAGAACACACUGGAUAAAAGAUUGUCCAUUUAUCCGUGAUAUCCAAAGUCUUAUCAGAAACCGCAACACGAUCCCCAAUCAGCAGGGUAGACAGACAUACUUUUCAGAAGAAAAUGAUGAACAAGGAUCGCAUUUUAACGAUUCAGACAAGCAAAAUCAUGACCUCCCCGAGAAACCCAUAUUUUUCCAAUCUAAUGUUGGCAAUGAGCUAGAAGAAAUAUGGCUAGUUGGAGAAACGGUCAACAAGGCCGUCCUAGACUCAGGUGCUUGCAAAACUGUAUGCGGAAAAGAAUGGUUCACAUGUUAUGUUGAUAGUCUAAAUCAGAAAGUUCGUGAUGAAAUGAAAGAAUUCCAUUCACAGACUAUAUUCAAAUUCGGAGUUGGAAAACUCAAGGCAAUGAAAAUGGUUCAUCUGCCAGUAGAAAUGUGUGGAGAAAAGAUAAUCCUUGAAGUUCAUGUUGUUGACACCGAUAUUCCACUGCUUCUUUCAUUGAAGACUAUGAAAAACCUAGGACUAAGGAUCAACUUUGAAAAAGAUCAAGUAGAAAUCAAUGGUAAAUUAUUUGAACUUGAAAUGACUUCUACAGGACACUAUACACUCCCACUGAUUAAGAGUUUCACAUUCUGCUCUGAAGCAUGCGUUAUCAAUACUGUUGAUUCAUGUAACAUGUCCCCACCAGAAGAUACUAAGAAGAAGGCCCUUAAACUACACAGGAGAUUUGCCCAUGCUAGAAGUGAGAGAAUCAUAAACUUGUUGGAUCAUGCUGGUAAAAGAGAUACAGCUUUGGAAACUGAACUAAGGCUUCUUGAUAAAUCGUGUGAAUUUUGCUUAAAACAUAGGCGCGCUGCCCCAAAACCAGUGGUUUCUUUACCCCUUGCAACUGAAUUCAAUGAACUUGUCUCAAUGGAUCUUAAGCUGAUUCGAGGUGUUUGGGUUUUACACUGUGUUGAUUACCUUACUAGAUUUUCAGCAGUACACCCACUCAAAUCAAAAACUGCAAAAGAAGUUAUGGAAAAGUUCAUGUUGAUUUGGAUCUCCUUUUUUGGACCACCAAAAAAGAUACUGAGCGACAACGGAGGUGAGUUUAACAGCCAUAGCUGGGAUGCUUUCUGUGAGGCAUUCAAUGUGUUACACAAAACUACAGCUGCUGAAGCUCCAUUCUCAAAUGGUAUUUGUGAGCGUCACAACGCACUAGUAGGAGAAAUGACUGAAAAGAUCAUUGAUGAUGUUAAAUGCUCGAUUCAUAUUGCCUUGAUGUGGGCAGUUCAUGCAAAAAACUCUUUGAUCAACAUUUUCGGAUUCUCACCAUACCAACUCGUAUUAGGUCGAAAUCCUAAUAUACCAGGGAACUCUGCCAACAAACUUCCAGCUUUAUCAGACCAAUCAGCAUCUCAACUUGUAGCUGAUCAUCUUAACAGCCUUCGAAUUUCAAGACAGGCAUAUAUUGAAGCAGAGUAUUCUAAUCGGGUUGCAAGAGCCCUGAGAGGCAAAGUUUUUACCGGAACCCACCAAAGGUUUUGUGUUGGGGACACAGUUUACUACAAACGCCUUGACCAAAAAUCAUGGCAUGGUCCAGGUAAAGUGAUCACCCAAGAUGGAACUCAGGUUUUGAUUAAAACUGGCUCAGGAACACUCAUCAAAGUACACCCAUGUAAGGUUAUCCUUAAAGAAGACGGGGAAACCCAAAUUAACUCUAAACCAAUGACUCAAACGAAACCAGAAAGUCAUGUUAGUAAAAGAAGUAAUUUAUCAGAAUCAGAGAGUGAUGAUGACGAUUCAGAGGAGGAAAGCAAUGACCCUGUUGCUACCACACAAUACAACAAUGAAGCAGCAGACAAUUCUACUGUAGGCUCAGAACUUCUAACAGUAGAAGAAAACGACAGAGUAGAGCAUAUUCCCCAACAAAAACCACAAGUUGUUCGACCUGGUGAUAGGAUCUAUGUCUGCCAAGGAUCAAAUGUCGACCAAAACAAGUGGAAUGCCAUGACUGUUGUUAGAAGAGGAGGAAAAUCAACCGGAAAGUUCUCUAAUUACUGGAACAUGGUAGAUGUGAGUACUGGGGAAACAAAAGGUGUUGAUCUCGAUAUGAUGAAUUGGAUUAAAGAAGACAAAGCAGGAGCUGAAUCACGGUGUUUUUCUGAGCAGAUAUAUUAUGAAGUGUAUGUGCAGCACAAUGAAACCAACUCAGAUCUUUAUUUAGAUGCAAAAAGUGAAGAACUAGAGAAAUGGAAGGAAUUCAAAGUCUUUGAUGAAGUAAGAAGAAUGGACUUUCCUGAGGAAGAUGUAUUGUCCAGUCGUUGGGUCACGGAAACAAAAAACAAAAAUGGCAAUCAGAUCUAUAAAGCACGGCUUGUUAUCCGCGGCUUUGAAGAACACAAUGCACCCCCAUCAGACUCACCAACAGCUCAAAAGAGUCUAGCCAGGAUGUGUCUUUCUAUAUGCAACUGGAAGAAAUGGGACAUCCAAUCAAUUGAUGUGCGAGCAGCGUUUCUUCAGUCAAAUGACUUAGAGAGAACAGUGCUAAUGAAACCACCCAAGGAAUUUAGGGUGAGUGAUGACGUAGUAUGGAAAAUCAAAAAGCCUGUUUAUGGACUGAACGAUGGAGCUAGACAGUGGUUCAUCACAAUGAAGACUAAACUAGCAAGUUAUGGUUGCAAAUCCUUAAAACUUGAUCCUUCUGUAUAUGUUUACCACCAUAAUAGAGAAAUCAGUGGCUUCCUUGUGAUUCAUGUCGAUGAUAUCCUAGUGGGAGGAAAUGCUGAUUUUCAUCAGAAUGUGGUAAAAGCCCUAUGCUCUGACUUUCAACUUAGUACAAAGAAGAGCAAAGAGUUUAGAUAUAUAGGUUGGGAUAUCAGUCAGAAAGAAGACCAAAUACAAGUCGACCAAAUAUCAUACCAAGAAGGUAUUGUUCCUAUCGAGUUAAACUCUGCCCGAAAAACCCAGUCGGAUCAUGAAUUGAAUGAACCAGAGAAGAAAAAAUAUCAACAAUUAUUAGGGAAACUGCAAUGGAUUUCGUGUCAAUCCAGACCUGAUAUCCGAUUUUUGGUAUUGGAAUGCAGCCUAAUGGCAAGUAAACCCGUUGUCAGUGAUGUUAUCCAGUUAAACAAUGUUGUAAAAAGACUAAAAAAGCACACUCUAAGAGUAUCUUUUUCGAUCCCACCCUGUAACGUUGAAGAUCUCAGGAUAGUAGCAUUUUCAGAUGCUGCAUUAAGCAACCUUCCUGACAAAACUUCAAGUACACGGAGCUAUAUCAUCUUUAUCAACUGUGGUGAUGCAUAUUCUCCGCUAUCAUGGUGUAGUAAAAAACUGGAGAGAGUUGCAAAGACCAUCAUAUACGCUGAGGGUAUUGCCUUAGGAAAAUGCCUGGAUGAAGCUGUCAAUCUAAGAGAAACUAUGAUGGAUGUCUUAAAUCUAAGGAAUAACGAAAACAAAGACAAUAUGUUACCAAUCAUUGGAGUAACUGAUAGCAAAUCACUCUGGGAUAAUAUUCAAUCAUCGUCUUUGGCUGCAGAUCUCAAACUAAGACGAGAGGUAGCAUCGAUAAAAGAACAAAUGACCCUUAGAGAAGUUUAUGGAAUUGUCUGGACACGCACAGAACUACAGCUAGCGGACUGCUUGACCAAAAAGACAGCUUCCCCCGAAACUUUACUGCACGUUCUGAGGACUGGAUCUUACAGUUUUGACCUGGAAAGCAAUUGCGUUGUGUCAUCAGACCUCAUUGGUUGUCAAAGCACAAGCAGAUAGUGUGUUCAUUUAUUGUCUAGCCGGCUGAAGUGGUGGGGUUUAUUCUUGUGCCAUAAGGACUGGACUGUUAUGGGCAAUGAAAUACCUUUAUUUCGAAUUCUUAUUGGUGUCAUUACACGAGGACUUGUUGUAUUGAGGUGGGAAGAGUGAUUAAGGCUAUCUGAGGAUGAGGUGUACCUGGUAUGACAUCAGUUUUCCUAUGAGAUAUAGUUGUUUAUUGCUCUGAAUAUUCUGGUGUUUGGGCAUAUGUUUUAACCCCUUCCGAUUUCACGUCUGUGUGAGCUAUAUUAAUUUACCGUUUCUCCUUAUCAUUUUAUACUUUUAUACUUGAGUGUGCAUGUCAGUUAUAUUUCACUUGAUCUUAUAACUUAAGAUAUUUGCCAGAUGUUAUGGGCUGGUUUUUAUAUAUUUUUAAAGAUUUUUAAUUUUAACAAUCACUAAUCCUCUGGGUUAAACUUUUACAUCCUUCUUAAAUUAUUAGUUUGUUUGGCGGGAGAUUGUUAUAUCAUUAUUUAUAACAAUGCUCUUAUUUAGGACAGGAUGUCAAGUUUCG